Molecule: messenger RNA, 3404 nt
Organism: Oncorhynchus tshawytscha (Chinook salmon)
Lineage: Eukaryota; Metazoa; Chordata; Actinopteri; Salmoniformes; Salmonidae
Product: failed axon connections homolog, metaxin like GST domain containing a
Exons: 6
Coding region: 254-1480 (408 amino acids)
Cellular component (GO): cytoplasm
Source: RefSeq, a predicted model, not a curated record
CGCCUCUAGGAGCUGGUACACAAAGGUACAGCCUUCGUGACGUCACUCCUCAUCCGCGGCAGAGAGAGAGAGCGGCGGCGAUCCGCUGCGGAGGAUGCCUACCCCGCUGCUGGGAUAACCGCCAGGCGAGAUGGCCGUUACUUUCUUCCUCGUCACAUCCCGCACCGCGACGACCCCUCGGCACCCAUGAAGCCCCCGUUGAUGAAGCCAAAACCGGCCAAAGCAAGGCGGAAAGAGGCCACUGAGCGAGAGAAUGUACUGGCGCGUCGGGUUCGCCUGGACGCGCUCGUGUGUGGUUGAUCUUGGCCGGAACCAGAGCUUCUCCUUCGGCCUGGGCGGCUCCGAUGAGCAGCUCUCGUUUAUUGGGUACAUCGUCGCCUACCCUCUGCAGGACUACGGCGGGAUCAUGUCGGCCCUUGGGUCGGACUCGUGGUGGCGGAAAACGCUUUAUCUUGCCGGGGGCGCUCUGCUCGCCACCGCUGCCUAUCUAUUGCACGAGCUGCUCGCCAUCAGGAAAGAACAGGAGCUGAACUCUAAAGAUGCCAUCAUCCUUCACCAGUUCUCCAGGCCAAAGAGCGGAGUCCCUUCCCUCUCCCCCUUCUGCCUCAAGAUAGAAACCUACCUACGCAUGGUAGACCUGCCCUACCAGAACUACUUUGAUGGGAAGCUUUCUCCCCAGGGGAAGAUGCCAUGGAUAGAGUACAACCAGGAGCAGGUGUCUGGUACAGAGUUCAUCAUCGACUUCCUGGAGGAGAAGCUGGGCGUGAGCCUCAACAAGAACCUCAGUUCCCAGGAGAAGGCUGUGUCCCGGGCUGUCACAAAGAUGGUGGAGGAACACUUCUACUGGACCUUAGCGUACUGUCAGUGGGUGGACAACCUGGAGGAGACACAGAAGAUGCUGGCGGUGAGCGGGCCGCUGAGUGACCUACUCAAGUGGAUCCUGAGUCACCUGACCGGCGGCAUCGUGAAGAGAGAGAUGUACGGCCACGGGAUUGGACGGUUCACUAAGGAGGAGGUCUACACUCUGAUGGAGAAAGACAUGCGGACGCUGGCCGCCCUGCUCGGUGAUAAGAAGUACCUGAUGGGUCCUAAGCUGUCCAUGGUGGAUGCCACUGUGUUCAGCCAUCUAGCCCCUGCUAUGUGGACCCUGCCGGGCACACGGCCAGAGCAACUCAUCAAAGGCGAGCUGAUCAACCUGGCCAUGUACUGUGAGAGGAUCCGCCGGCGCUUCUGGCCCGAGUGGUUCGUUGAUCUGGAGGACUUCUGUUACGAUGACACCACAGAGGAUGAUGACUCCCUGUCCAAACUCCAAGACCUGGGGCUGUAUUCCCGCACAGACACCUUCCAGGAUGAGGCCAGUCCUCCUCACACACACACACACACACACACAAUCUCCCCAGACAGUGACCGUACAGGCCACUCGCUCUACGACUCGGACAUGGACACAGAGUGCUCCGAGAUGGAGCAGCUCAAGUGUUGACCGCCAUAUGACUCACACACAACACACACACUCCGUCCCCAUACAGUGCCCUCUACCUGUUGAGGAGGGAAUAACUACUGGGGAGCAUUUCUAUUGCCAGUGGCUGUUGUUGCCUGUGCUAAUGAGGGAUGGUAUCAGAGCUUCUACACACAAUGUGCUAGAGGAACAAAAGACUGAAUAUUGAGAUAAAGGAAUAGCAAGAUAGAGAAAAUAAGGGUAAUAUAGCAAUAGAGAAAGAGCCCAAGAGGGAUAGAGAGAGGAAAAGAUCAACCUGGAAGAGAUAAAAGGGAAAGAGAGAAGGAUGGAGAAAAGAGUUGCAAAAGAAAGAUCAGGAAUUAAUGACGCAAUCACUGAGAAACUCCUCCACCUGGGUGAUGUCAACACCUGUCGCCCAGUUUCCUGUUGUCGAGUUGCUCUUACCACGGCAACCGUGUGUGUGUUACCUGUGUUCCACAAUUGAGCUGCAUUGCCCCAACCAUGUGUGUUUGACAUACUGACCCCCUGACUUGCAUCCUUGCAAAAUAUGAGUCAUUAUAUUGAUAUUAUAUAUGAUAUGUGGGGAACUGUUCAGGCAAGAUGUGAAUGAGUACAGUUCAAUAUGAGUAUAAAUAGUAUAGAUAGCCUGCAAAUUAUAUAUAUUAUCCCAAUGUCCUAUAAUGUAAAUACUCUGUGUGGUUCUUCUGUACAACCUCUCUGCUUGUUUGAUAUGACCAAACUUCCUGGUGACCUUCAACUAACCCCUUGUGCUGGUGUAGGUUUUAGGAAUUCUAAUGCAUCUAUUUCUACCCAGAUGACUGACACUUUGCAUCUGCAGUCAGGUCUUAACCCAUCAUUGAGUAUUUCGUCAGUCCUUUGUAGAAUGGUCAUUGAUGUUGAGGGCGAGUUUCAGAUGCUGUGGAUUGAGGGGACAUCUCAAUAAUCUAAAGUGGAUUCAUCUCAAUAAUCUAAAGUGGCUUCCUUUCCUCGUCUCCUCUCCUUCAUCUGCACAGAUCUGAAAACAUUGGAUAGGUGAAAGCAAUAUGGUAGAUGAUUACUGGAACUUUAUUCCACUUGUCCAAUUCUUUCACAUCAGAUGAAGAAGAGGAGGAGAGGCGGCUACAUGAGAUCUUUAGUUGUGUGUAUGUACAUUCAGCCAUUGAGAGCGGAUGAAAUAACCAUGUAGAAAUAGACUAAAUAGACUAGAUAUACUUGGAGGUGCAUGGCUAAUAGGUGCCAAUGAAAAUCACACUACCCUGCUGGUUAUCUGUUAUCUACGUUUCUACGCUUCCCUGUUUUAAUGUUUAUUGUGAUACAGUGUGUGUGUGUGUGUGUGCCUCAGGCCAGAGAAAGCGAACAAAGAUGCAAUAGAUUGAAAUAACUAUUAGGCCUUUUCCCAGCCUCUCUGUUCUCAUCAAAUACAUGGCGUGUCUACUCCCCUUUUAGAAUGAAUUGAUUCUAGAAAUAGAAGGAAUAGAAUGGCCAUUGUUACUUAUAGCAUCAAUUCACUCUGUGCUAUGCAUGAAACAACUACUAUAAUCCACAGUGUUGAUUGCCAGUCUUAUUUAAUAGUAGGCUACAGUAUGUGGAAUAGUGAAACAGUCUACUCUAAUCUUUCUAUUUCUAGUGCAUUGCUGAUGUAUGAUGGUGAGAUGUGGACAUUACAAGUGUUUGUCAUUCUGCGGACGCUUCUGGGUCCUGUGUGUGUGUGUAACAGAGGGUGUAGAAUUCUGUCCAUAUGGUGCAUCAAUGAGUCAUCGUACCUUGUGAGUUGAUUUUGAGGCGUACACCUUUUAUUCAUGCUGGGUGCUAACAGCUGACCCUAUACAGAUACAGAUACAGCCAGAUACAGAUACAUACACAGAUGCAUACAGAUACAGACACAUAUACAUACAGAUACAUACACAGAUACAUACAGACACAUAUACAUACAGACAGAUACAGACAC